AUGAAGGCUUCUACCAUCGCGUUUGCUCUUAUUCACGGGGCAACUUGGGCUGCCGCCCGCCCUGACGCAAAAGAGUGCGAAAAAGCAAAGACGGCGUACCUGCCAAGUGACAAGCCGGACGACGGGAAAACGCUUGUCAUCGAGGCCACGUUGGUGUACUCCAACCCUUCUAAGUCGCCCUCACCCCAGCGUCAGGCAGAAUAUGAACAGGCAUGGAAGGAAAUCGAGGCCAGAUGCAAUGGAUCUUGCAAGAAGUGUACAGAUUCUGGGGAACAAAACAGAAACAUCGCCCUUUCGAUCAAGUGCGAACUCGAACAGCCGCAGCAGCAGCAGCAGCAGCAACAGGAUGAAACGCAUGACACCGAAAAGCAGCAGAUGACUUGCCAAGUCUACGAAACCGACAACAAAGAGGCGUCGUUGGCGUCUUUCAAGGAAAUGACGGACGGGUGCAACAAGCGCUGCAACAGUUGCCAGGCCACCGUCCUGAAUCGCUUCGGCAGUCGCUCCGACAAGCGAGCCGGUUUUAACGCUGGCGCCUUCACCUGCAAGAAGCACAUGACUCACGAGGGGAGGCCCGUCUGGGGCCAGUAG
Molecule: messenger RNA, 591 nt
Organism: Purpureocillium lilacinum
Lineage: Eukaryota; Fungi; Ascomycota; Sordariomycetes; Hypocreales; Ophiocordycipitaceae
Source: RefSeq, a predicted model, not a curated record